UUCCCGCCUCUUCCUUUCUCCUGAACACUCAGCAUCAUGGCGCUGGUGAGGAACGUCUACAACUUGCUGUUUCGAAGAACGUCGACUUUCGCCAUCACCAUCAUGGUGGGAGCGGUAUUCUUCGAGCGAGUUUUCGACCAGGGCGGAGACGCUUUGUUUGAGAGUUUAAACCGGGGGAAACUGUGGAAACAUAUCAAGCACAACUAUGAGAAGGAGGAAUGAGAAGAAUGCCAUCUAAUGUCGUCUCUUGAUGGGGCACCCAGCCACCACCUGCUCACCAUGUUUCCUGAAAUGGUUUUGGGAGUGUUUUCAACGUCAUCCUCUGUGGCUUUGGGAUCCAGAGAGACUAUAUAAUGAUCAUCACGCAACACUGAGAAAUCGAAUAGCUCUGCGAGAAUAUUGUGUUGUAUGUCUUAUAUUCCUCACAUUUUGUAAAUGUAUACUUAAAUUAAACAUGUUAUUAAAUCUGACAGUAGAAGUUA
Silurus meridionalis is the source of this 482-nucleotide messenger RNA. RefSeq names its product cytochrome b-c1 complex subunit 9 (gene uqcr10). The record is from RefSeq and is a predicted model, not a curated record. Gene Ontology annotation, biological process: mitochondrial electron transport, ubiquinol to cytochrome c. The coding region runs from base 37 to 222 and encodes 61 amino acids. Lineage: Eukaryota; Metazoa; Chordata; Actinopteri; Siluriformes; Siluridae. The transcript has 2 exons.